AUGGGAAUCGUAUGGAAGGUCGAUGAACCCACUGCUGAGUCAAUGUCAGAGCGGGGUCCAAGAUUCGGCGUUAAGGGUGAGCACGGGGUAGCAGGGUGCAUUCGGGGUAACGACCGACUCGGGGUUAACGCCCGGCGCCACGCGGCCGCGAGAACAGGCCAUCCGAUUGAUUGGAGCAGCGCAACACUAUACAGUACCCUUAUGAUUCAAUUACCCCAGACCCAAUAG
Pieris macdunnoughi is the source of this 228-nucleotide messenger RNA. The record is from the annotation of a GenBank genome assembly. Lineage: Eukaryota; Metazoa; Arthropoda; Insecta; Lepidoptera; Pieridae.